AUGUCAUCACUUAUUCGACGUGAUUUCGGUUCGUUUCACAGUUCAAAUGUCGAAGAAUUAUUAGAAUUAUCCGAUGAAGAUUUCCCUUUAUUACCCAUUCCAUUCGUUUUACACGAUUAUACAGCAGAUGGUGAAGUUCAAUUUGGAUAUUCGAUGAAAGAGAAAUAUUUUCUGUUGGAUAAUCAAUAUGUUUUUCUCAAUCACGGUGCCUUUGGUUGUGUGUUAAGACCAGUUUUGGAAUAUUCACAUGCAUUUCAAUAUUAUAUUGAAAAACAACCAUUACGUUUCUUUGAUCGUGAAUUAUUUCCGAGAUUAAUUCAAAUUAUUAGACAAAUGACAACAUUUUUACGUUGUUCAUCAGUAAAGAAUUUAAUUUUAGUCGAAAAUGUUACAUUUGCGUGGAAUUCCGUUGUCAAUUCAUUGAACAUCAAUGAAAAAACGUCAAUAUUUAUCACAAAUACAAUGUAUGGUGCUUAUAAAAAGUUUCUCAAAAGUCUUUGUUCUCAAACUGGUGCAGAACUCUAUGAAUUUUCCAUUAAAUUUCCUUUAAAUGAUCUCGAUGAGACGAUCAAUCAAAUGAAAAUUGUUUUGAAAUCUCAACGAUUUACUUAUGCAUUCUUCGAUCACAUUCCAAGUAAUUCUCCAUUGAUUUUUCCUAUUGAUGAUCUUUGUCAUUAUUGUAAUCAAUUGAAUAUUCGAUGUAUCAUCGAUGGAGCACAUUCAUUAGGCUCAAUUGAUCUUCAUUUCGAUUAUGAAAAUGAUUAUUUACCUGAUAUUUAUUUAAUCAAUUGUCAUAAAUGGUUUUGUGCACCGAAAGGUGUUGGUCUUUUGUAUCGAAAAUCCGAUAGUCAAUUGAAUAUUCGUCCGUGUGUACAAUCACAUGGAAUUAAUUCAGGAAUGCAUUCCGAAUUCCUUUGGACUGGAUUAAAAGAUUAUUCGAGUUUUUUAGCGUUAAAUGAAUGUUUAAGAUUUUGGUCUUUUUAUGAUUUCAAGAAAAUUAUUAAGAGAAAUAUUCAAUUAGCAAAAGAUGCUUCUGAUUUAUUAGUUAAUAUGUGGAAAACAUCGAAAUUAACUUCGGAUGAAAUAUCAGGACCAAUGCGAUGUGUGAAAUUACCGAUCAAUGACAAGAAUUGUCAAUAUGUUCACGCGGAAAUGAUACAAAAUAAACUUUAUCAUGAGUUUUCCAUUGAAGUUCCAAUUAAAUGUAUCAAUGAACAAUUAUAUGUUCGAAUAUCAACACAUAUUUAUAAUUCAAUUGAACAAUAUCAAAUAUUAGAUUUAUUAACAAAAAUAUAA
This is a messenger RNA of Adineta ricciae, 1296 nucleotides long. The record is from the annotation of a GenBank genome assembly. NCBI's taxonomy places the organism in Eukaryota, Metazoa, Rotifera, Eurotatoria, Adinetida, Adinetidae.